AUGAUCAUUUGCAAAAAAGCCAUUCAAGACCUGGAGAAGGACUCUCCAAAAAUUAUACUCAUUUAUGGUGACUAUUAUAAUGCGUAUCAAUGGCUUCUGAAAGAUGCCACAAAUCUUGGAUUUGAAAAAAAUUCUCUACAAAAAGCUUGUUGUGGAAUAGGAGGAGAUUAUAAUUAUGACAAAAGUAAAAUAUGUGGAGCUCCUGGAGUGCCAAUCUGUGGUAACCCUGGUACUUACAUAAGUUGGGAUGGAGUUCAUUUGACACAAGCAGCAUAUAAAUGGUUGGCAAAAUGGCUAAUUGAUGACACGUUACCUAAAUUGAAUUGCCAAGUUUAGGAUUUCUUUUCUUUUUUCUUGGCAAAGUUCAUCAAUCAGAAUGUAUAUUAAAAUAACCUUCUCAUUUCUUUCUCUGUAUAGAGCAGUGCAUAACCAAGACCAAGCAAUUUUCAUUUUUAGUAGAAACGACGGCUGACCUUUUUUUUGCAGGGAUUGCCCUUAUUUUGGGGUGGUCUUU
Lycium ferocissimum is the source of this 514-nucleotide messenger RNA. RefSeq names its product GDSL esterase/lipase At5g03980-like. The transcript is spliced from 2 exons. Gene Ontology annotation, molecular function: hydrolase activity, acting on ester bonds. Lineage: Eukaryota; Viridiplantae; Streptophyta; Magnoliopsida; Solanales; Solanaceae. Bases 1 to 336 code for a protein of 111 amino acids. The record is from RefSeq and is a predicted model, not a curated record.